Messenger RNA from Erinaceus europaeus (western European hedgehog), 3187 nucleotides. It is a transcript of the gene ERICH5, whose product is annotated as glutamate rich 5. Bases 297 to 1358 code for a protein of 353 amino acids. NCBI's taxonomy places the organism in Eukaryota, Metazoa, Chordata, Mammalia, Eulipotyphla, Erinaceidae. The record is from RefSeq and is a predicted model, not a curated record. The transcript has 3 exons.
ACUACAAACACCCUCGUUUCUGCUUCAGAAGCCUUGUCCUCCCCGCCUUUGCCACACUCUCCACCUUCUCCUUACCCGGAUCCUACUUUUGUCCUCUUCUGCUCGCUUCUCUCUCCCCCUGACUCUUCGGACCUUGGACGCGCUCUCCACCUGCCCAGGUGCGCGCCCCUGCCUGCGCCUGCGCUCUGCACCUGCGGAAACCGGGCGCCAGGAGCAGGCACCUGGGCUCGGCCAGUGCGGGUCCCAUAGCGCCAGGACAGGUGGCGGGACUCGCCUCCCGGGAUCGGGGCGUCGCGAUGGGCUGCUCCAGCAGCGCCAUCAACAAGGCCAGCGACAGCAGCAGGCUCCGCCGCGAAGAAACUGAGUCCUGCUUUGCCCAGCCCAAGCCAGGUACACCGGGAAGAGAACCUACUGUUUAUGGCAAAGUACUAAAGGAAAGUCUUCCUCCACUAGAGAAGCUCAAGAUUCCUGCGGUGUCUACAGCUAAUGGUGUCAAAGCCUUCAGUGAACAGCCCCUGGUGAAGGGUGAUGGAGACCUACCUGGAACUACUGAGAAGAUUCAACCUCUAGACGGGCCCAAGGAGUGUGAGCCACCCCAGCCAGAUAACAAAGAUGACAUUCCAGGGGCAGAAGAAGAGAAGGAGGAUGUGACAGCAGUGACAGAGAUUCAGCCUGUAAGAGGUAAUGUUGAGAUGGAAUCUUCUGGAACCAAGCUUCAGUCUUUGAGGGUAGCAGGCAAGCAGGAGCCAGUAGAGGGUACUGAGAAUCCAGAAAUUGUCAGAGAGCUAAACCCUCUAGGAAAAGCCGAGAAAAACCUUCCUCUGGAAGCAGUUGGAAAGCCACAACCUGAAGAAGUAAUAGAAAAGGAUGAGCGGCCCCAGUUCCUGCAAACAGUUUCCAAGAAGAUGAACUCUCCAGAAAUACUGGGAGAAACGCAACUUGUGGAGACGCUAGAAGAGCCAAAACUCCAAGAAGCAGUGGGAAAAGAUGAACAGCCCCAGUACCUGGAAGCAAGUCACCAAAAGAAUGAAUCUCUGGAAGUACUGGAAGGAAGUCAGCUUGUGGCAAGAGCUGCAGAGAAGGAAGGGCUACAGAACGCUUCUGUCGGGCCAGGAAACACGGAGCAGAUUCAACCUGAAGGCAUUUCGGGGAUUGCUGAGCACCCAGCAGGAAUUAUAGCAUCAGAACCAAAUAUGGAUGUGGUCGGGACAGUCCACACGGCUGGAGAGGGCCAACAUGUUGAAGGUGAGACAGGAGAAAAGGUUGAAACAGAGAUGGAAAAUGAGAAACUAAGCAAAAGGAUUGGCGCAAAAGAAGAAGAAACAGGAGAAGCUGUGGAUCUCUCAGCAACCACAUAGAUGGGUAUGGUGAUAGAAGGAUGAACAGACAGAGUGUAUCAUAAUAGAGAAGACACAACAAUGGUUAAGGAGCUGGUGUUUACAGAGCGGAUCUUUCAAACACUUUAUGUCUUAUACAGGGAAUGUAAUGAUCCUAUUCCUGAUUAUGUUAUUCCAUAAAACUGCUAAGUUUUGGGGGCCAAGCGGCGGUGUACCCAGCUAAAUACACACAUUAACACACUUGAGGACCUUGAUUCCAGAGCCUGCUCCUUACCUGCAGGGGGAAGCUUCACAAGUGGUGAAGCAGUGCUGCAGGUGACUCUCUUUCUCUUUUCCUCUUUAUCCCUCUCUAUUUCUCUAUCUCUAUUAAAAAGGAAGGGAAAAUGCAUACUAAGAGUGAUGGAUUUGUCUUGCAGGUUAUCACUGAGUCCCAACGGUACCCUGGUGGUAAUAAAAAAUAAUAAGAUACACCUUUACAACUACAAUAGUCAGAGAAAUUACAAAGAGGGUGUGUGACCAGUUAAAAGUGUGAGGAUUUGUUUGUUUGUUUGUUUUUCCAUCAAGACAAGAGGUUAGUUUCUACAAAAGGAGACUCUAAAAAUGUAAACUUUUUCUUUUUUUUCCUUUUAGCAGGCCAGUACUUAGUUCUAGCUUUUGGUGGUGCCAGUGAUUGAACCUGGGUCCUCUCAGCCCCUCGGACAUGACAGUCGCUUUGCAUAAACAUUAUACUAGCUUCCCAGCCCAGUGAGAACCUUUAAAUAUAGAUGACUGGAGAAAAGAAUCAUCAAGAUUUAGGAAGCUCAUGAUAAAAAAGGCUGCCAGUUAUAAUCACGAUGAACAACAUGAUUAAGCAAGCAGGAUAAACUAUGCCUAGUAUUUCUUUCCUAUAUCAGAUAAUUUAAAGCUGGUUGGAACCUUUGAAAAUAUAUCAUCUAUUAACCUUCUCACUUUAAACUUCCCUACUAGCAAACAUCCCUAUUUAUCAUGAUUUUUUAAAUAGGGCAACACAGUCAUUAUCAGUGGAAUGCAAACUCUGGUGCUGUUGCAAGAUUAGGCAUCUUCUCAGUGAAAAGUGGCACAAUUUCCACAUGCCAUUGCAAAUCAACUGUUGACUUUAUAUUUCUAUGAGGUGUUUCAAGCAGAGUUGCCCUAUUGACUGGCAUCAUGAGUACUGUAAAACGUAUUUCAAAGGUAAUACUUCUCAAGAAUAAAAAACCUUAAUUUGUUGACUCUAUGGAGACCAUUCUUUGACUCCCACCUUUUCUUUUUUUAAAAUUUAUUUAUUUACUAAUGAGAAAGAUAGAAGAGAGAGAAAGAACCAGACAUCACUCUGGUACCUGUGCUGCUGGGGAUUGAACUCAGGACCUCAUGCUUGAGAGUCUAGUGCUUUAUCCACUGCACCACAUCCCAGACCACUGACCUGAAACUUUUUAAAUCAUCAUUGUAGUUCCACAAACAAUAUAUUUUUAGUCUGCGAAUUUAUCUAAUCAGAAGCUGAUAUGAUAUCUUUCAAUAUGUCAUUAGUAGUCCAUAGGUAUUUUUCUUGAUCAAAAGGUAUUUUAUACAGAUGUCUAAUAAGUAAAAAAAAUGUCAAGACAUUGUAAAAUAUGAGUGGUUACUUUAAGAAGUGGAACUUUCAGGGCCAGGUGGUGGCACACCGGGUUAAGUGCACAUAGAAGUGGAACUUUCUUUUUUAUCAAGGAACAGAAUAGUAGGCUUAAUUUAUUGAGUUCUCAAAAAGACUCAUUCUCUUUUAUAUGAAUUGUCUUUUUAAAAAUCCAUAACAUUGGGAGUUGGGUGGUAGCACAGUGGGAUAAGCACACAUGGCGCAAAGUGCAAGAUCUGCCGUA